Molecule: messenger RNA, 3263 nt
Organism: Vollenhovia emeryi
Lineage: Eukaryota; Metazoa; Arthropoda; Insecta; Hymenoptera; Formicidae
Exons: 5
Coding region: 1211-1990 (259 amino acids)
Source: RefSeq, a predicted model, not a curated record
CAAGUUUUGCACACAUUUUACCACGCGCAUCUGUGAUCGUUGGCCAUCUGUUCCUCGUCAACGAGAACGGAUUCGCUUUCGAUUUGGAGGAACGAGAAAUUGAAUACCUCUAAUCUUUUCCUUCUUCUCGGGAAUUCAAUACCAAUAAAAUAUAAAUGUUGCAUCGUUUAUAUAAUUGUGUCUGCGUGGAUCGAAAGGAUUUCCGUUCGCUCUGAGUCUCAAGGGGGAAAAAGAGAGAUACUUUUAUUAGGAGAUUGAAAUUUUUUAAUUUAUUUUAUUACUUCAUUACUUUAUUGCCUUCUUAUCGUCUUCGCUCGUUAAGUCCGCAAGACGCGCCAUUCUCAAAUCGCAUGCACACUACUUGUCGUCCGCGCGUCGCAUUCUACGACGUCGUCGGAAUGUCAGCGUCUGAUUGUUUCCCGUAAAAAAGUAGGUGAUGCUAAUUAAUCCUAAUUAACACCUCCGAGUGCCGCUCCGGCUAAAAUUAGCUGGAGAUGGAGAGUGAGGAGAGUUUUAUUGCGAUCGGCACUAAUCAACGUAAGUGCAGUCGCUCCUUCAGUCUGUUAUCUUCGAUCCCCGCAGGUGCACGUUGCAUAUUCGAAUUGUUCUCCUAUCGUUUACGCGCCAGGUCCCGCCACUUGUUUGCUCAAGUUUGAUUAAUGGCCCGACGAGGUACACUUCCCAAGCUUCGUCAUCCGCUUAUCAUAACAAGUCGUGUCGAGAACUAGGGCAACGUGCGGGCUCUCUCUCUCUCGUUAAGUGAUACGUUUUUUACUUUGAUCUCUUGAAGUUUUAACUCGAGCUUUUGCAGCGCGUUUCCGCAAAUCGUGCCCCUUUUAACGUCCCUCCGCGGAGCGAAGCGCGCAAGAAGAAAGAAAAUAAUUCAUUCUUGAAAUAAUUCAACAGAUUCGUAAUAUUUAUUACAAUACGGUUGGAUAAUUCAGUCGAUGAGUGUUAAUCGGCAUACAGAGAACCGGAUUCUAGCAGUGAAGACACUGAAGCAGAAUACAAGAGGUGGACGUCAUAUGCGAAGCUGCAAUUAAAAUAUGACUAGAGGAGGAAUUUCUUUCCGCGAAGAUGAAUAAAGUGGAUAUCGUGCCAAGUAGCUUCUGCUGACGGACAACAUUUUUUCAACGACGAGCAGGCGGACGGGGAGAAUUUUCUUCUAAUCGACAAUCAGGAUAAAAGAGGCGCGAAUCAAGGGGCAAUUAUGAAUGCGAAGCAAGCGGAACUGUGGCUCGCGGUAUUGUACACCGCGACCCUGGUGCUCUCCGUCACGUCUGUCAUAUCGCUGGUGACGACAUGGCAGCAUUGGGUAAUUACUUUGGACGGUUGCAUCGAUGUCGAUUGCGGCUGCAUACUGUAUGGCACCAACACGUUUCGCACGUUCCUCGGCGGCGACGAGAAGCUGUGCCACUUCGCCGCGUACGGCCUCGUACCCAUCAUUAUAAUCAGCUUGUGUCUCAGCGCCUAUCACGGAUACAGAUGUUGCAUACACAAAAAUCUGAAUGAGCCGAUGCGACUUGGCGGACAUGUAUACGAUAACGACAGAAGAAAUCUCAACGGACAAGUCGUGGUGAGAAUAAAAAAAAGGGUUGCUUUUAAAUGGUGGAUGCCUAUCGGUUUCUUCGCAGCGUUCGUUUGCUGCCUGUCGCUCGCCCACGCGGUCGUGAUAACCGACGGCUAUUACAAAACUUGCGAACAAUACAGACGAAAUCUCAUUCAAACCCUGAACUCGGGAGGCCGGGAAAUUCAAGCGAUUCACAACAGGCUCCCGUGCGGUGCGAUUUUCGAUUUCAUGGAUUAUAUUCAUCCAGAUAGAAAUCACUGGGCGCGCGGCGAGAUGAACACUGGGAUCGCGCUUCAGCUCGCAAUAUGCACGAGCUGGCUCAAUUUCUUCGCUUGGCUGACCGUGUGCUCGAUAAACUUCAUCAUGGCGAGGAAGAAGCAGCACAAUUUAGGAGAGAAAUUUUGCUGUUGUUGCUGCUGAGUCACAUUCUCGGCAAAAUUGGCCGAACGCGACAAACUUGACAGUAUUUUCGUGAAAUGCAACGGAGAUUUCUCGUAAAGAAACAUGUGACAAGACACGGGUGUAUACGAUUAAUGCUCACGUUAAUAUAGCAUACAUUUUAUUUAUGUUUUAUACAGAGAUAGUGUCUUCAGUAACUAUUUUCUUCGUACGCCUAAUAUCAAAAAAUUAAAGACUCAUCCGCUCUGCCGUGGAAAAUAAUCGCGUCCCUCUCUCAUAUUCUAUUUAGUCGCAUUCUCUUUAUACAUUUUUACACAAUUUUCAUUGCUAUAUUACACAUACACAUUGUGUACACGUUGGAACAAUAUUUUUGAUCAUCCUAAGAGUAAACGUUCGCACAAGAGUUAAAAUUAGCAUAAACGAGAAUGCAUGAUCUCUUUUAUACCUUUUCCGAAACAUAAUAAUUACGUUAUUGUUACUCACGAUAGAUGAUAAAGAAAAAUACUGUAACACCUGUUAGUGCAGGCAGUGACGAAAUUCAAGUAUCAACUAGUAUCCGUAAAACUUUCCGACGUUUAGGACAUUGAUUUUAUUUCCUGCGCAUGUACACACGAGAAAACGUAGAGAAAAGAACCUAUGAACCAACGAUAUAAUAAAUAACAGUACAUGAAGAUUUAAAGAAGGAAUGUAUUGUAUACUACACUACGUAGACUCGUAAGAAUUUAUAUAAUCAAAUAAUAUUCUUCUUAGGAUGUUGAAUUGAAAAUGCUCGGCUUUCUUAGCACCUUGGUUUGUUCUAUUAUACACGGUGCACAGAAUGAUGGAGUAUAUUAUUUUAAGGCUUGGAAUAACAACAGUCCUCCCGUAUGUUCAAGAAAUACACUCGGAUUAUACUUCUCGCUGAAUUCAUCGCGUCGAUUCGCUGAAAUUCAACGUGUAACUUUCUAUUUGCAUAAAUCACUCUGACUUUUGUGAUGGCGGCAUGAAAAUCGCUUAUAUAACUUGCUAUAGAUUACAUACAUCUCACCGUUAUGUAUAGGAACUAAACAGAAAAAAUAAUUUCUCAGAUACACUAUCCCUUACAUAUACAAAUACAAUUGACUCUGUUUAUCUUAUAAUACUAUCAGCUUUUAUACUACACAACAGCAAAGACUUUGCAAGCUUGAACGCUACUCGAUAAAGGAAGGCACCUAAUUAUAUAAGCUAAUAUCUACAAAUUAUGUUACAUCUUUAUAUAUGUAUACAGUAUAUGCAUGUGCAUAAAAACACAUAGAUUACAAACAUUUUCUUUUAA